Cannabis sativa is the source of this 2499-nucleotide messenger RNA. RefSeq names its product protein DYAD. The transcript has 7 exons. Bases 77 to 2047 code for a protein of 656 amino acids. Lineage: Eukaryota; Viridiplantae; Streptophyta; Magnoliopsida; Rosales; Cannabaceae. Gene Ontology annotation, biological process: reciprocal meiotic recombination; meiotic sister chromatid cohesion; meiotic cell cycle. The record is from RefSeq and is a predicted model, not a curated record.
AUAUUUCCUUCUACUUCAUUUUGGUAUCAGCAAUAUAUAUAGUGUACUACUGUUCCAUUACUCUCUCCACCUUCAAAUGGCAGAGUUUGAAAACGAGGAAGUAGAAGAAGGUUACUUCUACCAGAUUUCACACGAAAAUCUCCCUCCACAGUCGCCGGAUAAGCUCUAUUCAGUUCUAAUUGUAAUGGUAUUUAAGAAGAAUGAGCGCAAUGUUUCGUUACGAUUCCCUAGCAUUUAUUCUCUUAGUGAGUACUUCGGCGAUGAGAGCUAUCGGAACACGGACAACAGAAAGGUGCCUGUGCUAGAUGAACGGCACGAUAUGAGUUUGGAGAUUGCUGCCUCUGUACUUCGCCGGAGAAUAUUGCCUGAUGAGUUUGAGCUUCGGAGGAAGUUUUCCAGUUUCUGGGCUCCAGUUGAGAGGAGCUUUAGACAAGGCAAUGGCGCUGAUCGUGGCAGCGGUGACGUUGCCGGUGGAAGUAGUAAUAAUAAGGUGGUUUGUUCGAAGAGCUCCUGUUUGUCUCUGCUCAAGUGUACAGGUCUGGUUCAGUGGGGGAGUCGCCGGCAAGUACGGUACAUUGGAAGGGGAAAACCGGUGGAGAAAGAGAAAAAAGUAAUUGUAGAGGAAGCUCGGGAUGGUGAAGAAGAUGAGGGGAAGGAGGAAGAGGAAGACGAAGACUACAAAGACGUGAAGGCAGUGAAUCUAUGUAAUCAGCUUGCUAAAACUCGGUCUGCAACUAAGAGGAAGAUCAGUACUGGUGAGGAGUUCAAAAGAAGUAGGGAAAUCGAGAAAAAACCAAAAUGUCUUAAGAAAAAAAAUCAAACGGUACUUCACAGUCGGAAUAAGACAAAGACCUUGAAAAACUCCAUUGAUAGAUGGUCUGAAGCGAGGUACAAGUUGGCUGAACAGAACAUGUUGAAAAUAAUGAAAGCCAAAGGAGCUGUGAUUGGUAACCCAAUACUGAGGCCUGAUUUAAGAGCUGAGGCACGGAAGCUGAUUGGGGAUACUGGUUUGCUAGACCAUUUGCUUAAGCACAUGGCAGGAAAAUUGGCUCCCGGAGGAAAUGAGCGAUUCCGCCGGCGUCAUAACUCCGAUGGGGCCAUGGAGUAUUGGCUUGAGAGUGCUGAGUUAGCUGACAUAAGGAAGAAGGCUGGUGUGACAGAUUCAUAUUGGACACCUCCUUCUGGGUGGAAGCUCGGAGAUAAUCCCACCCAAGAUCCUGUAUGUGCAAGAGAGAUCAAGGCAAUCAAGGAAGAGAUUGUCAACAUGAAAAUGGAUAUGAAGGAAGUCAUUUCUAGCAGGGAUAGGCAGGAAUCCAUGUCUAGGGAUAUGAAAGAGCUAUGGAAAGUAAUAGACAAGAUGAAGAAGGUAACUGAGCAAGGAUUGAAGAAUUCAGAGGACAGUGAUUUGACUACUGUGACCAACUUGGUUGGUCAUGUAGAUUAUUUUCUAAUACCAAAGGAAACUUUUAUGGAUUUGGUGAGCAAAAAUACAAAUAUUGAGAAAGAGCUGAUUGAAAUUUGGGGAAGUUUGAGCAACAUAGAGGAACAACUAAUGAUGACAAAAAAUGGAGUACGUGUGUCGUCAGAAUCUGAAAUAUGGGACGCCAAUAAAGAGAAAUUAGGAGAAAGAAGGGUAUCAGAUCAAGGAAGGGAUAAUGAACAGGCAGCAAUGGCAGGAGAGACCAAGGCAGCAAAGAUAGCGAGAUUGAAGAGUGGUUUCAGGAUUUGCAAGCCACAAGGUACCUUCUUUUGGCCAAACACCACUACUACAUCAUCAGGUCCUUUUGUGGUCCAAACCCCAUCAUCAGCUUCUUCAUCCACAUUCUCCCCAGUACCCCACCUCCUCCUGGUACCUCUUUCUCCAUCUGGGCCCCAAUCAACUCCACCUGUGAAGCCUGUGCCUGUAAGAGGUGCCCCUUUAAGCUUCAUAUCCGAAGGCCUUCCUCUUUAUUCUCCUGAUCUUAAGGCUCCCAGUUCUUCGUCUGUCAUUAACCUAAACGAGGUACCUGUGGAAGAGAACAUUAUUACCUGUGGAAGAGAACAAUAGUAAUGUUUUUUGAAAAGAUUUAUAUAUAGAAAACUCAAAUAUUAUAGAAUGAAAAAGAUUACAGGGAAAAUAUUAUUAUAGGACUAAUGAAAUAAAUAAACACAUUAUUAGUUAUUAUUAUGGGAUUUACCAUAGUUAUGGGAUUUACAUAUUGUCUACUUUAUGUAAUUCUCAUUAUUAUGGGGUUCUUUUUGAGUUGGGAAAUGGGAAUAGUUCACAGAAAUCUAUAUUUCAUCAUAUGUACAUUUAUGAAUUUGAUCAAAUUCAUAAUCAUUCAUAUGUUUAUCUUAAUUUUGCUUGGUUUUAUAUAUCCUAUAUUUAGUAGGGUAUAUCCUACAAAUAUAGUCCUUUAAAGAAAACUUUCACUAUAGUGGUGACGGGUACAUAUGUACAUAAUAACCACGCUUUUCUGAAAUGAUCACAAGUCUUGUCUCCUGAGAAUGCUAAACCCA